Lachancea nothofagi CBS 11611 is the source of this 642-nucleotide messenger RNA. The record is from the annotation of a GenBank genome assembly. NCBI's taxonomy places the organism in Eukaryota, Fungi, Ascomycota, Saccharomycetes, Saccharomycetales, Saccharomycetaceae.
AUGCUCCCAUCGCAAGGCUUCGCACUGAUUUGCUACGUAUUGACGUAUGUUCGCUACGUCAAGGACAACUCCAUCAUGAACGUUCUACUAUCCGUCUUGAUCGUUGUUCUCUCGCAAGUAAUACAACAGAUGGUCACUCUGUACUACAGUAAGUGCCAAGGCUCAAACCAAGGGCCCAAUCCCGAGCUACCCACAAUAUUUAAAGUGAUUGUGAAAGGCCUCAGGUACUAUCAGGCGGUGUUCUUGUUGCAGUUUGUGAAUGCUUUGCUCUACCACUUACGGUUCGACAUUGAAAAAGAUGUAUGUUCCUGGAAGCACGGCUAUAUAUUCACCGAUAUUAUCGGUGAAUUCGAUUGCGGCCGAGGGGGAAAAUGGCCAGUUUUUGCUCUCGAUGUGUGUCUGCUGCUUUCGCAGUUAUUGGCAUUUAAUGAGAGCUUCAGCGUAUGUGGAAGGGCCCUGGAUGACGUCGAACGAGAAACGAGCCUCGAAGGUUUCAACUCUCAUGAUUAUGGAAUUUUGAGCAUCCUGCGAUUUGAUUCGGUUAGCACGCAGGCCCAUGAGCUAAAAUUCUCGAAUGAAGGGCGAAUUUUGGGCGCUAAUGUCGAUAACUCCUAUGGAACUAUAGUGGCACGUGAUGUAUAA